AUGUCUCACUCCCGCAGUGACGGGCGAGACUCCUCUGCCGGUGUGCCCUCCUCCCACCCACCACCACCGCCACCGUCUCCACCCCGAGUCGACCGCCAGCCCAGCUCCUCGACCGCAAACUCGCAUUCCACUAGCCGUUCUGAUCGCUACUUUUCAGAUUGUCCCGCGUCCACAACAUUAACCUCGCCUUUGUCAUUCUCAAGCCCUAGGACAAAUAAACCGUCGACAGUCCUAGUCGGGACCCUCCAAACUCUACCAGAGACAGAGGACGAACCCACAUUCAACGGCUCCCCAGAGACAGGUCAUCGGCAAUUUAACAACAACAACAAUAACAACAACAACCGUCGUCAUAUCGCAGAUCUUUCAGCGUUUCGCAUCGACACCUCUGGAUCCUCGACACCGACACUACGGCAGUCCCCUCCCCCACAAUACGGCGACGACCCGCUGCCGACACAACUCGAGCUCCCUGCCGACAGCAGCCCUACUCCCCACCAGUCCCUUGUUGGUCGCCAGCCGCCAUAUUUUCUUCAUCCACCAUCGCCGCCUGGGCUCCCAAAAGAGAUGCCCGAGGAGGGUAACUCUUCCGCUGAGGGUUCCUCCUCCGAGGCCCGCUACCCUCAUGCACCGGCCGUGAGCAUCCCACCAGAGCGGUGGUUCUCACCAAGGCAAUCGGACAUGCCGCAAACACCUUCAUCUGGAAGUCGGAUACGUCGUGUGCCAGUACCACUGGAGGACCCCCCAUCAAUAGCACUGAGUCCACAGGAGCAUUCGCCGACUCGAGCAGCCGCUAGGAGUGCUCAGACGACACGACGACUGAUCUCACAAUGGGAGGAGACAACGUCUGGCCCCUCGACGCCGAGUCGUGUGAGGAUGCCUCGCGGAGGACUGUCAACACCAGCACUGUUGGGUUCACCGUCUGGCCUCACUUCCUCACCAGCUCGACGAGCUCUCUCUCCCGCCCUUGCCCCGCCAUCCCCGACUCCCUCAUCAUCACAACGACAAUCCUCAUCACAGCCGCCGCCGUACCUGACGGACAAGCCUUUGCCGAUCCCAACGCCUACGGCCGACUCACCCAGCGCACGGCCGCGGAUACCGUCUGCACGGCCCAUACCAGCAUCAAAGCGCAUGCCAUGGCCACCGCCAGAGAAAUCACGUCAGCAAGUGUCGCGGCCGCCCCCACUGUAUUCCAUCGACAACCGACCGGUCUCGCCUCCGCCGAAUUCGUGGUCUCCGACGGAUGCAACCGACAAGAAGCGAAAAGCGCACGACUCUUGGUGGCAGCAACAGGAGACGUCGCCGUCCAAGCGAGGGAUCAAGGCUGGAGCUGUCAAGCGCUCACCGUUUAGAGAGCUGAAGGGCGUGUUUGCAGGUUUACGACGGAAAAAGGGCGACAUUUCUCCCAAGAGGGCUCGGACAUCGCCCCAGAAACUCGGAGCACCGGAUGGCGAGGACGAGAGCGAAUGGUUCUCACCACCAGCGACGACGUCAAAUUUACCAGGUGGCAUCGUAUUCAAACCCGAUCGCAUGGGCGACGAGGAGAUGGGCGACGCCCAGUCCAAUGGCAACUCCCUCAGAAGUUCCCAGGCCAUCUUUCUCGAGCCGCUCAGAAGCGGAUGGGGUUCAUGGCAAACAGCAUGGGCGAAUCUCACGCGCGAUCGACUUGCCAUCACCUACGCGCCUGCUUUCAACACACCAGGGCUGCCGGCGCCUUACUCUGCGAUUCCCAGGCCAUCCAUCGAUGCACGCCCAAAUGUGCAGAUCAACAUGCGCGACGUCGCCGAGGUGCGAUCACUUCGACGCGACGAGAUUCCAGGCCGUGGCAUCCCUGUGCCUCCGGAAGGCUUCAACACCGAGGUGCUCGAGCUAGUGUUUAAUGACGGCUCAAAGCGGUAUAUGGGAGUUGAAGGGGUGGAUGGCCGGCUCAACUGGGUAAGCUCCAUUUGGGAUGACAUCCUCUCCCUGAAACAAGGCAAGAUCGACAAUCCGAUCCCGCCCCCGUCACCCAUGUCAACGGCCUUCAAUACUGCUGCUCCUUGGCAAGGACCUUCCACUGCUCGCAUCUCCGAAGAGCGCGUCUCCGCCUCCAGUCCCGUCGGACAGCCGCAGGUUCAGAAGAUCGGUGGUCGAUGGGUUGCCUCGCCAGACCUCGAGGUGCCGACGUUACAUGGUCGUGGAGGACCUGCCGGCGGUCCCGGGCUCGGUGAGGGCCUGAUGGUCCGCUCGCUCCCAACCACACCGCCGCUCGUUCCCGCCGACACGGAUAGGAACCGUCACCUGCUCCCGCCUAUCUCGCAGGAGCCUUCAUUGUCUCUGCGUGGGAUGUCCGCCCCUACCACUCCGACAAAGAGCACAAUGACGGACGAAGGUAUCAGGGCGUUCUCGACGGACCCUACUGCUGACCCGGCUCCUUCUCCUGGCCGAGUGCGACCUCUUCCUGCGCCGCCUCCCACCAGGCCGCCGACACUUCCAGCUUCCUCCAUCAGGUCGUUCCAGACGGCACCGUCCCGUGCACCUGCGCCUGCCAGUCUGCGCGAGAGCGUCGUCGCCAUGUUCAAUGCCCAGAACGACCAGCGAGACCUUCAUAGUCCUCGUCGGACUCGCUCUUCGGCCAUGGAGGAGCGCAUCCGGGCUUGGCAACCCAAGCCAGAGGACCGGCCACCCUCGCGCGCUGCCAGCCAUCGGUCAGUAACGAGCGUGUCGAGCUUCAACGACAGUGACCUCAACCCUUCUCGAUCGGCCAGUCAGGUGCGACGACCGGACUCGUACAUGGCUUCCAACUCUGUCCUGCCCCUGGAGCAUCCGCCAAAGGAACUCCACCCUGUACAGGAGGAGGUGUCUCCCCGGGAAAGCCUCAACAGCCACCACGCUGGUAACCCCAGCGAGCGCGCCCCAUCGGAGUGGGUUACCCAAUUAAUGACGACGACUGGACCGGCGCCGGACCCCGUUCGUCCCGCCGCUGCGUGGGGACCCCUCAACGUGAGGAAGGCUCUCCCUGAUGACCCGACUGCCAAGGGGCUUCCGGACCUCCCAACCCGUGCCAGAGCCUUUGAGCCCCUCGCUCGCGAGGGAGGACCCCUCUCUGGUGGGCGUCCGAUGUCCCGUGGCUCUCGUGGGCCAUCGAGGGCGCCGUCACCACCGACAGUACCGGAAGAAUCUGAGGAGUCAACAGAUCAUAAGACCUCUGAGGACUCCAAAGACAAUGGUGGCUAUCAGCCUCCAGUCCGAACUCUGCGGAACGUCUCUGCUGCUGCUCCGAACGUCCACCCUGCUCCAUCCGUUGCUCAGCAGUCCAUCAUCCCUUCAGCCAUUGCGCCCACCAUUGCUCCCACGGUCACCGACUCCGAGCGCACGCUUGCUCCCACUAUUCCUCCCAGCAAGGUCUCCUCUGUCGAGACAGAGACGCUCAUCGCCACUCCCAUCCCGAACGCUCUCCUGUAUACGCUUCCCGAUGUCGAGGAGCCGAACCCGUGGUUAUCAGAGGUGGACGAGCCUCAGACCAUGGGUCGGGCCCGCUCGCCCAGCCCGACUGCCUCCCGCGUUAGCCGCCGUGACGACGCGCCGACUCCCCGGGCUCGAUCCGCCAGCCCCGCACGAGUUAGCCCCGUCCGGACGUACGGCAACGUCGGCCGCUCGAAGGACGGCAAGUCCACGGACGUCACGCCCAAGGCCAAGUCCAGGUCUCAGGACGAGCCUCACUCUCUGUCCCGUGUCACGAGCCCUCUUGGUGGUCCUCUGAUCGGCAACCUCAUCAGCCCUCUCAGCUCAAGCAACAAGACCAAGACCACCUCGGGCACUCCUGGACGACGGGCAUUCGGUACCCCAGGCUCCGGCGCUCCCAGCCCUGCUCGUAUGGGCUCUCGUCUCCUCGCCGUUGCGUCAAUUUUCGAGCCUGAUAUCGUCAACCGUGUCGGCAGCACGCAUCCCAGCGACUCGAGCGGUUCGAACAUCAACGUUGGCCGCAUUCCCGCUCCUCGUCCCGGUCCUCUGCGCAGCGUCAACAGCCUGAACAACUUGAUCACUGCCGACGAGUCGUCCCGCGAGAACGAGGAGCAGGCACCCGCAUACCAGGACGCUUUCAAGGAUGCCGAAGACAACAGGCACCCGUUCGAGUUUGAUCCGAAUCUGACUGAGAAGGAAGCUCUCGCCAUGAUGGACGAGAAGAAGAUGCUCAAGGCGCAGGAAGCCAUGCUUCUGGCCCGCGAGCUCCCGUCUCUGCCCUACGAUGAAGGAGAUGCGUUCGAAGACGCCGACGUCGACGAGACUGCCUCUAGGCUGUACAACCAGAAUGGCUACCUGAAGGAUAUUGGCGCAACGGCACGCACCGGACCUGGGCUGGAUGAUGCCGAAGCUCCCCAGCGACCCAUCUCGCCUGGUAUGCGUCUCAAUGAGCCAUACUUCAACGGUGACUUCCACCGUGGUGGACCGUACUAUGUCGAGUACCUUGACCCUCGCGAACUCCUGCCUCCGGAUCAGAGGAAUCGACCCGUCACGCCUCCCAGCAUUGUCAACACAGACGAUUAUGUCGAUCCUCGCCGCGCCACUGUUGAGGAUGCCUCUGACGAAGACGGAGCACACGAGUACGCUAGUGACAACGACGUCUACAAGCGCCUUCCCUUUCUCGGGCCCGACAUGCCUGACACCACCGACGAGAACUCGAUCAUCGAGGAUGAGGGCUCGUACGUUGACUUCGAGGCCGUCGAGCGGGAGCAAGAGCUGUACAACCGCAUGGGCUACCUCAAGGACCUUCCUGCGAUCGACUACGAGCGCGACAACCUUCUUCCUCCCGACCGUGCUUCUCUUCUCCUGACAGAGGGCGACGGUGGCAGUUCGGUGUUCGAGUCGGACGAGGACCAGUUCCUGCGCAACCUCCGUAACACGGAUUCGUCAGAGAGCCACUCAACAGUCACGACCAACAGCACCGCACCUCCGAUUCCUGACAAGGACGUUCCCGGCUUCAAGUAUCCUUUGCACCAGGGCAUGACCGAGAAGGAGAUCAUGGAUGACCACACGCAAAAGGCACUCGAGGACCCGUUACCGUUCCGCCCGCCGCCGAUUCUCCCCAUGCGCAACAAGAGCCAGGAAGAGAUUGAUAGAGACAAUCUCCGCCGCCAGAUCGACAACGGUACCGUCGUACCUUCCGAGCGCGGCCGCUACGAUGAGCCGCCUCGUACCUACGCCAACGUGCCUCUGUCCGAGGGUCGUCCUGUUCACCACCAUCACCGCCACCCCGUGCCGCCCAUCCCGCAGACGAUCAACACCUUCAACCUCCCUGCUCCCCGUCCGGUCCCUGUCGAGGGCCUGCCGUCUCCAGUCAUCGGAUGGGGCUCGCAGCACGGUGCAGGGUCUGCGGGACGUCGGCCUCCUACGGGCCUCGGCAUUGGUGCGCCGCCUCGACCCAUCUACUCCCAGCACACGAUCCCAGGUACCAUGCCCGGAAGUAUGCCUGUGGUCGGUUCGAUGGCGCACGGCCCGAUGCCCGGUCUCGGUCCCUACUCUGGCUAUGAUGGACGAACAGGCUACGGUCACAGCCGCCGCUCCAGCAGCAGCUCGUCCUCGGGUCACUCGCACAAGUCCAAGAAGUCGCACAAAGGUCUGAAGCGCGGUCUGUUAGGGGUUGCUGCUGGCGCCGCCGCUGGUGCGCUAGCUAAGAAGCUAGUUGACGACCACAAGGACCACGCCGAGCCGCUCGAGUUUGGCAAGAAGACUCCAAACCCGGAGGUUAUUAAGAUUGUCGAGUCAGACUCCAAGUCGAAGAAGCAUGACGACGACCGUCCCUCCAAGCUUGUUGGCAACAUGCCCGCGUCCUCUGCGACUCCGGCCGCCGCUGCCGCCGUUCCCGCCGCGGCGAUUCCCUGGCUGGGCGGCGGUGCGCCGUCGGUCGCUCCCCCUCCCUCUGUCGCUCCCACGGCUCCUCCGACCGUUGUUCCCUACCCUGUCGCUGCUGUUGCUCCGUCUGUCGCUCCGACUGCUGCUCCCGCUGCAGCGCCGGCUGCUGCACCUGCGGCUGCCCCCGCUGCCAACGUUGCGCCUGCCGCCGCUCCCGCGGCUGCUCCAGCUGCUGCCGCUCCUGCGGCUGCCCAGCCCCCGCCACUACCGCCGCCAACGUGCCCGUCAAAGACAACCCGAAGGGCAUUCCCGCGCCACUCAUUUUCUCGCGCCCUCCGGCCGAGAGCGCAGGCGGCGGCAGCGGUGGUGGUGAGCCUCCCGUCCGCUCGUACGGCAAUAUGGCAUCCGAGGACGACGCCGGAACCUCCGGCGGCCGGAACCUCCGGCGGUGGUCCAAAGGCCACCCGCAGCAUCCUUAGGAAGGGUAGCGGCGGUCCGCCCGUGUCCUCCGUUGCCAACGUUCCCGGUGAGAAGCCUGCCCAGGCUGCCUCCGCUGAUAAGCCCGCGAAGGCUGACAGCGGAGGUGGUGGUGGCGGCGGCGGUGGCCUCAUGGAGAAAGCCCUUCCCGCCCUCGCCACUGCGGCUGGGGGGCUCGCCGCCGGAGCCAUGGCGCACAAGGCACACGACAAGGCCGAGGAGAAGGACGAAAAGAAGGAGUCCAAGGAGGAGAAGAAGGACGCGCCCAACAUCGAGCCCAAGGGCACGGCUGCCGCGGUCGAGUACGGCAACAUGGCCAAGGGAAAGGAUGCCCCGAAGGGCGAUGCUCCGAAGGAGGCCGCUAAGGACGCACCGGCUGGUGACAAGCCCAAGGACGCCCCCAAGGACGGCGCUAAGGGCGAUGCUCCAAAGGAUGCAGCCAAGGACGCUGGCAAGGCCGCCGCAGCCGGAGCUGCUGGUGGUGCUGCUGGUGGCGCUGCUGCGAAGGAUGCCCCUAAGGACGGCGGCAAGGGCGGUGACGGCGGCGGCGAGAAGAAGGCGGACCCGAUCGCCGACAUCUCGACGCAGCUGAACGAGCUCCGUGCCGAAGUCCGCGACCUUGCGGGCAAGAUUGGCGGCGGCGGCGCUGACGGUGCCAUCCGCCCCGACCUCUCCAAGCGCCUCGACACCAUUGCGAUGGACAUGGCUGGUGUGCAAAGCGCUCUGCAGGCCGUCGAAGCCUCGACUCUCCGACCCCACCCCGAGCUCUCUGAGCGCCUCGACGCGCUCUCGAAGAACAUGGCUCCCGGCGAAAAGGCGCUGCCUCCUGCUCCCGGCGAUCACGCAGACGGCAUUCCCGGCGAGGUGCACCAGAAGCUCGACGCGCUCGCGGUGCUCAUCCAGGUUAUGCUCCAGCGCCAGAAGGAGCUCGCCGAUGUCCAGGACGCAAUGGCGGCUGGUAACAUGGCUCCUGCCAUGGCCAACAUUGCAAAGGACGGUCCGGGCGGUGACAAACCCAAGGACGCCGCUGGAGGCGACAAACCGAAGGACGGCGCUGCUAAGGAUGCUCCGAAGGAUGGUGCCAAGGGCGACGCACCCAAGGAGGGCGCAAAGGAGGCCGUGAAAGAGGCUGCUAAGGCUGCCGCCGCUGGCGCUGCUGGUGGAGCUGCCGGAGCAGCUGCCGCCAAGGACGCUCCGAAGGACGCCAAGGCUGGUGGUGGUGACAAGCCCAAGGAUGCCCCUGCUGUGAAGGACGCUCCUAAGGAUGCCGCCAAGGGUGGCGACAAGCCCAAGGACGGCGGCGGUGACAAGCCGAAGGAUGCGGCCAAGGACGCUCCCAAGGACGGCAAGAAGGAGGAGAAGAAGGACGACAAGCCUGCCGCCGUGCUUGGCAACAUGAAGACUGAAGACGGCAAGGGCGGCGACAAGCCGAAGGACGCUGCCAAGGAUGCUAAGGGUGGUGACAAGCCCAAAGAUGCCCCGAAGGACGGCAAGGACGCUCCGAAGGACGCACCGAAGGACGGCAAGAAGGAGGAGCCGAAGCCCGACAAGCUCGACGAGGUGCACAAGCUGCUCACUGCUCAGAAGGAGGGCAGUGAGGUGCAGCAGAAGCAGAUCGGCGACGUUGGCAAGUAUCUGGGCGACCUUAACAAGUGGCUUCAGCAGUACUCUGAGAAGGCCGGCGGGGAGCUGGAUGGGAUGAGCAAGAAAAUGAACGGGCUCGUCGACACGGACGACAAGGGCGCGCCCAAGGGUCUCGUUCCGGACAUUCACAAGAUGCUCGCGGACCAGGCGGAGCAGAUCAAGAAGCACGAGAGCGUGUACAAGGAGCUACGCGACAUGAUGGAGAAGCAGCGUCAGGACCACGAGAACCUCCUGCGUGCUGUCGCGACCGACCUCAGCGCGGAGAUCAAGGGCGAGCGCGUGCGUUUCAUCGAGGCGAUGCAGGCCGCGACGUCGAUGAAUGUGAACAACCACGUCGAGGAGUUCAAGAAGGCGCUCAGCGGCGAGGUCGCGAAGGAGAUGAAGACGCUCGGCGAUCUGAAGGAGGAGCAGAAGAAUGUCCGCCAGCAGAUCAAGGACGCCCUCGCUUUCAUUGACAACCAGGGCUUGCCCAAGAAGGACCCGCCGAAGAAGGAUGACAAGCCAAAGCCCAAGGACGACAAGCCUAAGGAUCCCAAACCCGUCCCGCCCCCGGCUAAGGGCCCCUUCGCCAACAUCCUCGUGCCUCCCCCCGCGCCCAAGCCGGACGAGAAGAGACCCUUACCCGCCGCCCCGGCGUAG
Messenger RNA from Trichosporon asahii var. asahii CBS 2479, 8586 nucleotides. RefSeq lists its product as uncharacterized. NCBI's taxonomy places the organism in Eukaryota, Fungi, Basidiomycota, Tremellomycetes, Trichosporonales, Trichosporonaceae. The coding region runs from base 1 to 8586 and encodes 2861 amino acids. The record is from RefSeq and is a predicted model, not a curated record. The transcript is spliced from 2 exons.